Molecule: messenger RNA, 4103 nt
Organism: Ailuropoda melanoleuca (giant panda)
Lineage: Eukaryota; Metazoa; Chordata; Mammalia; Carnivora; Ursidae
Product: protein FAM193A-like
Exons: 5
Coding region: 2823-3596 (257 amino acids)
Source: RefSeq, a predicted model, not a curated record
CCUGAGCUGAGAUCAAGAGUCGGAUGCUCAACUGACAGAGCCACCCAGGCACCCCUCCUCCGAAAUCCUUUUUUAAACGUGUGAUAGUAAUUGCUGCUUGUGAGAGGAAAAUGUUUUUCCUGAAAGCGGCGGACGUACAGGACAUAGAGAACCGGCUCCAGCAUCGAGUCCAUCCAGGAAGGUGGUGCACAUUUCUGUGUUUAGGUCGUGUUUUGUAUUCUGUCUGAUGGUUUUAUAGUUCGUGGCUUCCAUCAAGUUUUUACCUGGGGCUUCUGGGGCUGGGGCCGGGGCCGGGGCCGGGGCCGUCCGGCUGUUGGCAUUUUACCCGGCACCCUUACUGACUCUACAGGAGUUUCUGGGUCAGCUGCCUUGAAGUUUCUAGAAGCCGCGUCUCCUAUGAGUGAUAGUUUUGUGUUACCUUUUCCGCCGUUUGCACUGUUUGGCUUCAGUUAGAGACCUCAGCUCGUCACAAAUGAGCGUAGCUGGAGGCACCGUGUGCUGCUCCGGCUUCACGGGGACGGCUGUGCACUCAUCCCAUGAAGUCCCAUGCUCCCGUGAGUACUGGUGAGUUUUUAACACAUUAAGGAAGUUUCCUUUUUUCCUAGCUUAUUUAAGUGAUGAUUUUUCUAAAAAACAGGAAUAAUAUUGAAUUUGAUUGUAUGGUUUUUCUUUCUAGUAUUUUUCUCAUUGAAGUAAGACAUUAGGUUUCCUAAUUUUGAGACAUGCUUGCAUUCCUGGGAUUAAAGCCUAUUAGAUUAUGGUAUAUAUUCUGUUAACCCAUUAAUAGAUUUAAGUAGCUAAUAUUUUAUUUAGGAUUUUUGGGUUUGUAUUCUGAGGCAUCAUUGAGUGUCUUUGAGACCUUGUCUGUUUUGUAUGAAAGUUAUUUAUCCUAAUCCCAUAGAAUGCAUUGAGAAACUUCCCAUGUUUUUUUAAUUUUCAGGAAUAGUUUAAAUUUUCUGUUCCAUAAAGGGUUUGAUAGAAUCCACCCUAUAACCUGGGGUGUGAUUUCUUUUUGUACAGAGGAGGAGUGAGGACUGUGGGUCUUGUACCACCUUUUCAAUUCAUAUUACACUUUGUCAUCUGUUUUGGGGUCCCUCCUUCUUGAGUGAGUUCCACAAAUUGAUGUUUGCCUAGGAGAUUGUCCAUAUCAUGUAGACAAGGGAUGACGAGCUUGUGCUCAGAGGGGAGCGAUCAAAGUGGGGGGAGCCAUGGCUGUGGGAGAGCUGCUGUGCUUCCCUGGCCUGCCUCCCUGGCCCACUUUGCCGAGAAAACACCUUCUGAGCCAAGAGGAAAUGCCCUACCCUCAACCAGGAGGGCAGUGAAGGGCAGAGUGCCUCAGAGCUGUGGAGAUGUCCACAGAAUCCCAAGUCUGGGCUUAGGUGAAAUCUCAAGAGCUAUUUUGUUGACAAGGCUUUUAAAACUUGUUGGGCAGGUGCAGCAGAAUAUCCCAUGAGCCACCUGCUCGCAGCAUUUCUGUGGAGGUGAAGGUCUCCGUUGUACAGAUAUGUCCUCCUGGGGUUUAAAGGAGACCUCCUCUGCCUGUGUCUGUCCUAGCUCAUGCCCACGUUUUCUGUGGGGCCUUUUCUUCCCUUGGUCAGCCUAGGAGGGUGUCUGGAGGACCAGCAUUUUCAGGUUUAUUGAGCACAUUUGCUUCUUUGUUUUCCCGAUAAUUUCUGCUUUUACUUUAAUUUCUUUCUGCUUUAUUCAUUUCUCGUUUUGUUUUGUUUCUUUGGCUUCUUACGUGGAACACAUACUUUUCAGUCUUCGGUUUUGUUCUCUCAUAAACACACUGAAGCCUGUACAUUUUCUUCUGUGUGUUGGGUGCAUCUUACAUAAUUUAAUUUGUGGGACUUUCAUUGUCAGUGAUCUCCAUGGACUGAUUUCAGCUUUGAUUUCUUCUCUCAUAGUUUAAACUAUGUAAAUUUUUUUCAAAUGCAUGAAUUUGUUUUUUGAAAUUACUCCUGUUUUGGAGGGUUUAUUGGUGGUAUUUCUUGCCUGUGGGAUUCAAUAUGUCCCCCUCCCCUUUUGUGUUUUAAUAAUUUGGAAGAUAUAUACCCCAUAUUUCUCUUUUUAAGAAAUAUUUUUAAGUUUUCAGUAAUUACAAGAACACGUGUAGAUAAACAUCAAUAUUUAGUCAUUUCAGAGCCUCCCCCACCCCAGUAAAACUAUACCUUGAGCCCAUUCUUAAUUCCCUAUUCCUCUCAAUUUGCUUUCUUUUUUAAUUGUGGUAAAAUACACAUAACAGAACACAUCCCAUUGUAACCGUUGCUAAGGGUCCAGUUCAGUGGCAGCAAGUCUGUUCCCGUUGUGGCGCGAGCCCCCGCCCCCCACGUGUAGAGCAGCUGCACCUUCCCCGGCCGACCCUCCCCACCCAGCGCCUGGCUCUCCGUCUACCUGCUGUCUCUGUGCCUUUGACUCCGCCAGGGGCCCUGUGCGGGGUGGGGGGGGGCAUACAGAAUCUGCCCGUGGGGCACGUGACCAUCCACGCCAGCUCAGGCUGCUCGGGGCUCUGCGUGCAGAGUCGCGCAUCUUCACGUUUCUUACUCUGGCACAGGCAUGUGACGGGCACUCAGUACCGGCUGAAUGCUCGCUUACCGCAGUGACAGAUUCCGCUCUGAGAUCUUCAUUUCUUUUUUAAAUGUGAGUUCCUCUGUGUUUGCCACGAGAGCAGAGCACGUGGGAGAGGCGGAGCACCGGGUCUGUGUCGUGCCUUCCCCUGUCUGCAGGGGAGUUUGUCACGUGCGCCGUUUCUGAAAUCUCCACUCACAGACACCCGGCUGGCUCUUGCUGGCACUAAGGUUUUGCUUGCAUCUCCUUCCUAGAUGACAAUGAAAACGAAACAGCGCAUGCUGACGGAGGACUGGGAGCUCUUCAAACAGAGGAGGUUCAUUGAAGAGCAGCUGACCAAUAAGAAAGCAGUCCCCGGUGAGAACAACUUCACGGAUGCCAUGAGGCACAUGCUGUCCUCCCGGCUAAGCAUGCCCGACUGCCCCAACUGCAACUACAGGAGAAGAUGUGCUUGUGAUGACUGCAGCCUCUCACACAUCCUCACUUGUGGUGUCAUGGACCCCCCCGUCACUGGCGACAUCCACAGUCACCAGCUGCCCCUCCAAGUGGAUUCUGCUCCCGACUAUCUCUCUGAGAUGCGCCCACCUAGCGUGUCCUCAGCAAGCUCAGGGUCAGGCUCCAGCUCUCCCAUUACAAUUCAGCAACAUCCCAGACUCAUCCUCACAGACAAUGGCUCUGCACCAACUUUUUGUAGUGAUGAUGAAGACGUUGCACCACUGUCAGCUAAAUUUGCUGAUAUUUAUCCACUGAGUAACUACGAUGAUACUGAGGUGGUGGCCAAUAUGAAUGGAAUCCACAGCGAAUUGAAUGGUGGCGGGGAAAACAUGGCUCUGAAAGAUGAGUCCCCUCAGGUAAGCAGCACCAGUAGUAGCUCUUCAGAGGCUGACGAUGAAGAGGCAGAUGGCGAGAGCAGUGGGGAGCCGCCAGGAGCCCCAAAGCAAGACGUAGCUCUAGGCAACGGGAGUCCCAGGAAAGAGGAAAGUAAAGUGGACAGUCCACCCCCGUCUUACCCUACUCAGCAGGUAUGAUUUCAUUUUCCCGAACUUUGUGUUUUCCCAAGGGUGUCUUCUCUGUGUGUAUUUCCUCUAAACGUGAGGGUUACUGAAUGCAAAUUUACGUUAUCUUGCAUAGCUUCUGAAGAUUAGAACUGGAGAGGAUUGAGGCAUGCUUAUAAAAUACACGGACAUGAUUCCUAACCCCGCUUUCAUCGUGUUCUUCUUGCUUGAAUCCACUCGACAGUCUUGACCUUGCAGCACCUGAGUCGCUCCAGACAUCUAGCUGUCGUAGAUGGUGGUUUUGUCUUAAAGAAGCAAGGGGAGGGUUUUUUGAACAAGUAAAAUAAUGGAAUGUUAAAAUUUCCAAAAAGGUUGAUUUUGUAAGGGAGGUUUUUUUCUGGUGGAUAUGUGUUUUUCUGUUAACCAAAGAUGAGAGUACUUCAGGAGAUGACUGUUUUCCCUUAGAGACUCCUGGUUUUAUAAACAGAUGCUCACGUAGUUCUUUUUUUUUUUAAGACUUUAUUUAUUUGAGAGAGUGAG